AUGCAAACAAAUAACAAUUGUAAUGAUAAUAGCAAUAGAAAUAAUAGUUAUGGUAUAAUUCAAUCUAAUCAUGAACUAUCAUUUUGGAAAGUUUUUAACAAUAGAUUUUUAUUAAAAAAAAUUUUAAAUAGCAAAUGUUGUUUGAAAAGUAAAAAAUUUAAAAAUAUCACAUCAAUAAAAUCAAUGUUAAGAAAUAAAAACUAUCAAUUUUUAAAAUAUAAAAUAAUAGCAAAAGAAAAACUUUUUUACAUUGAAAGUGAUUAUAUAGAAGAAGUUUAUAAUGAUGGUGUUCCAUUUUCAAUUUCGUAUAAAGAAAAGUGUUUAAUUUUACCAGAAAUUACAAAAGAAAAAAAUGCCGAAUUUUUGAUCAAUUAUCCUUCAUCUAAAGUAAAAAUAGACCCCUAUGGAUAUAAUAAAAAAACUUUAAUCAAUGUUUUUUUAAAGAAUUACAUUUCAACAUCUUUAAGAUACACAUUAUUAAACAAUUUUCAAUUUCAAACAUAUUACCAUCAUGAUUUUGAUGACUGUCUAAUUUCUUCACCCCACUCUUCUAAUGAGCCAACAUCAAUCGAAUCAAUCUUAGUAUAUUUCCAUUUGUACUUUAAUAGUUUAAAAUUCGAGGAUUAUGUUCAACAAUUCAAUUGCGAUAUAAAAAACAAUAAAACCAUUCCACUAUCGAUUCAAAUUAAAAUAAAUCAUAUUACCCUAUCCAACAAUAAAGAGGCAUCAAUUAAAAAACUUUUUAAAUUAUUAGUUCAAGAGACACAAUCACUUGUUUUACAUGCAAUAUACAUAAAAAAAUAUUCAGAACCAAUAGAACAUAUACAUCUAGAUCAAGUUGACAACCUUUUAUUAAUUUAUAUAACUAACACAUUUAAUAAUAAAGUACUCAAUUUACUUUUAAAGAAAGGAAAUAAAAUCGAUUCUAACAAAUUCAAUUAUUGUGAAAAAAAUGCAUAUAAUAAAUAUAUGAUUAAAUUAUACGAACAGAACCAUGGGUAUUCAAAAGAUGAAGUUAUGAAAUUUAUAAGAAACUACACAGAACAGAAUUUGAUUUCAAUUGGGGUAUUAGAUAAAAAACUAUCAAAACUAAUAUUAAAUGCAAAUACAAAAGAGAUAUAUAGUGAAUUUUUAAAUAAUAUCUUCACCAACACUAACAACCGAAUGAUAUCAAGAGAUGCAUUUCCUGCGGAAUGGGAUCCAGUAAUAUCAUCAAUUUAUGACAUUGAGGUAUACACACGCAUUAAAGAUAGAUCGACGAUAGAUUGGUUAGCAAAUAAAAAUGGUGGCUGUAGUCCAUGCACUAAAGAUAAUCUAAAUAUCAAAUUAAACAAAAAUUACAUUCACUUUGAGGCAUUGGAAUUAUUAGAAUAUGCAAGAUACAAAUUCGAAUCAACAAUGAUGAAUAUUUUAGAUUCAAAUGUAAAAGAAAAGAAGAUUCACAUUUUGCGUUCAAACAAUAACUUAAAAUCGUUUGUAGAUGAUUUAAUAAUGUCAAAUUUUAAUGAUAACACCCAAUUAUUUGUGGAUUUUUUUGAAAAAAGGUUUAGAUUUGGACCCAAUGGAAGUAUAGAAUUUAUAGAUAAUGAAUUAAAAAAAUUUGAAGCACCUCAACGUUAUUCUCAUAUCAUAGAUUCAUCGAAAAUAUCAGUUAUUUUAAGAGCAUCAACAAAUGAAAUAGUAUGGUUGUUUAUAAGGCUUGUCGAGUCAGGGGAUCUACAUGCAAUUCAAUAUCUUAUAGACAAUUGCAGCGACCAAAUAUGCACUGUAACAUUAUGUGAUAACUCGCUAAAUUCAUCUCUAUACUCAUACUAUGAAUAUGAAAUUGUAAUUAAAUUAAUUCAAUUAUUUAUUACAAAUUUCAACAAUUAUAAAAUAUCAAAGGAUGUUUUAUCGCCAGCAUUACAAUAUUUAUUUAAUCAAGUAAUUCGAAUUGGGGAUAUAAAAAAAGAUCAAAUCAUAGAAGCACAUCAAUUAAUAACCAAUUUCGCAGAACUGGAACAUGGAUUAGAUUACUCUUAUUUUUAUCUAAAGGUGCUGUCACCAAUGGCAUCUUCUUUUAUAGUGGAUAUAUGCAUCCAAGGAUAUGAAGAAUUCUAUACUAUACUAUACUCUUUUCAAUUUGAUCCAGAUAUCUUAACAUUUGACUAUUUCUUUAAUCAAAAUGAUAAUGUUGACAAACUUGAGUUUAUAGAUUCAACAAUUACCGCUAUUGUCAACCAAGCAGGUUUUAGCAAAGCACCUCUAUCAAAACUAUCGAUACUUUUAGAACACGAUCCUCCAAGAAUCAAUUUAUUUAUAAAUCUAUUCAAAAAAUAUUUAGAAUAUAAAAAAGCAAAUCCAACUCCAACUAAAAAAGACUAUAACAGUUUUACCACAAAGCAAUUAAAAUUAAUGAUUCAUACAUUUGAUAUAGAAUCAUUUAUACAAUUAGAAGAUAUAUUAAAUACUUAUGGAGACAAACCAGAUCAAAGUAUUUAUAUAUUAUAUGAAGAGGUAUCGGAAAUAAAACAAAAUCAUUCGGUUAGGGAACUCUAUCAAAAAUAUUAUUGUUCAAAUGCAAACAUUGUCGAUUGGUUUGGUUCCAUAUUAUACAAUGACUACUCUCACAAUAGUAUUGCAAACUAUUUAUUAAACAAAUAUUCUGAUCAAUUAAAAAUAUAUUUGGAUUAUUAUAUAAUAACUGAUAAAAUAAAAACAAUAAAUUUUUCACAUAGAAGAUUAGCAAUUAUAGAUUUAGAAGGUGGCAAACAACCAAUGAUUUAUAAAAAAGAUGGUGAUAAUGAUCAUGAUAAUCAAUUUUCAUUUUCAGUAAUAUUAACAUAUAAUGGUGAGUUAUAUAAUUUUAAAGAAUUAAAAAUUGAAUUGGAAAAACUUGGUUACCAAUUUAAAACAAGAUCUGACACAGAGGUUGUACUUUUAUCAUAUAUUGAAUGGGGAGAAGAAUGUUUAUCAAAAUUUAAUGGAGUAUUUGCAUUUGCAAUUUAUGAUGAAAGAAAAUCAUCUUUAUUUUUAGCAAGAGAUCGUAUGGGUGUAAAACCAUUAUACUAUACUAUUAUUCCUGAUGAUGGUAAUACAAUUGUAUUUGGUUCUGAAAUUAAAGUAUUAUUAACACAUCCAUCAGUUAAGCCAUAUGUUGAUAAUGAAGGUUUAAAUAAUUUAUUUACAAUGGGACCCAUUAAAUCACCAGAUCAUUGUAUUUAUAGAGAUAUAAAGAGUGUACCUGCUGGAAAUUAUAUUACUUUUGAAAAAAUCCAAAAUGAAAAAGAUAAUAUUAAAUCCUCAUCACUUUCUAUAUUUCAAGAGUAUUCAAAUUUUAAAAUGAAUAUAAAAGAAUAUUGGAAUUUAAAAAGCUUUAAACAUACGGAUAAUCUUGGAGAAACAACAAUUAAAGUUUUAAAAUUAUUCAAACAAAGUGUUGAAAAACAAUUAGUUUCAGAUGAACCAAUUGGAUUUUUAUUAUCGGGUGGACUUGAUUCAAGUUUAAUUGUUGCUAUUACAUCAAAAGAUAUUCGUCCCAAUUCAAAACUAAAUACAUUUUCAUUAUCCUUUGAAAAUGAAGAAUCUGAUUUUAAACAGGAUUAUUUACGUAGAGAUGUAGAUGAACCAUUUUCUAAAUUAGUUGCAACAGAUUGCUCAACUAACCAUAAAACGGUAAUUAUUAAUUCAAAAAAUAAUUUAUAUGAUGUAAAUGUUUAUAACCCACUCAAAUGUUUUGAUUAUCCAAGUUAUGGUAAUGUUGAUACUUCAAUGAUUCAAUUAUUUAAAGAAAUUAAAAAAGAUAGAAGUAAUUGUAAAGUAAUUUUAUCAGGUGAACUAUCAGAUGAAGUAUUCUCUGGAUAUAGUUGGUUUCAUGAUGAAAAAGUAAUAUCAAACGAUACUAUUCCAACAUUAGUCGGUGUAGAAUUAUAUAAUGAUUAUAAUCUCUAUUUAAAAGAUGAAUUUUUAGAAAAAUUAGAUUAUAAAAAUUUUAAAGAUAGAAAAUUUAGUGAAUUAUUAAAUCAAGUUCCAUAUUUGAUGGAUGAUAAUUUAGAUGAAGAAAACCAAUUUCAAAGAAAACAAAGAAUAUUAUCUUACUUUUUCAUUAAAUACUAUGGCCAUUAUUUAUUAGAAAGAAAAGAUAGAUGCAGUAUGUCAAAUUCAAUUGAAGUACGUGUUCCUUUUGGUGACCAAGAUUUAGUUGAAUAUUGUUGGAAUAUUCCUUUUGAAAUAAAAUCAUUGGAUAAUAUUGAAAAGGGAAUACUUCGUCGCUCAAUUGGUAAUCUUUUACCAAAAGAAGUUCAAUAUCGUAGAAAAAGUGCAUAUCCUCAAUCCUGUGAUAUUAAUUUCUUUUAUCAUUUAUGUGAUCAAAUGGAGCUUGUAUUAAAUGAUUCAAAAUCACCAAUUCAUCAAUUUAUUAAACCUGAACCAAUUUAUCAAAUCAUAAAAAACAAAUUAAAUAUUGAUAAUCCAAAAAAAGAAAGAAAAUUAUUUGAACAUUUACUUUUAACAAACCAAUGGAUUAAAGAAUAUAAAAUAAUAUUCGUUUAA
Dictyostelium purpureum is the source of this 4530-nucleotide messenger RNA. RefSeq lists its product as uncharacterized. The coding region runs from base 1 to 4530 and encodes 1509 amino acids. NCBI's taxonomy places the organism in Eukaryota, Evosea, Eumycetozoa, Dictyosteliales, Dictyosteliaceae. The transcript has 3 exons. The record is from RefSeq and is a predicted model, not a curated record. Gene Ontology annotation, molecular function: asparagine synthase (glutamine-hydrolyzing) activity.